Molecule: messenger RNA, 1659 nt
Organism: Cladophialophora bantiana CBS 173.52
Lineage: Eukaryota; Fungi; Ascomycota; Eurotiomycetes; Chaetothyriales; Herpotrichiellaceae
Exons: 4
Coding region: 1-1659 (552 amino acids)
Source: RefSeq, a predicted model, not a curated record
AUGGGCACCAGCGCGGCACCGCCGACGACAUUGAUAUCAAGGCUGGUAAUCAAUCUGGACAAAAAGAUUCGUCGCACUGGUAGCACCGCAAACGGCAAUGACGGCACCUGGGGCGGUGCUCCCAUAAAAGACAGCGCUGAACCGAUUAUCAAUCGAGCACUCAUGUACGCCGUGUACUCUUACUCAGUCCGAUGGAUUCUCAUCAACGACAAACAAUAUCCAGAUGCCGAGGCUCGGAGCCAGUUUGCCUCCAUGAAGAACAAUCUUGCUUGUGGCCUAUAUCAUCAGGCGAGGAAAGACAUGUAUGCGAUCAUGUCUUUACCUUCCUAUCGAUCGGUCCUGGCACUAUAUCUAUUCGCGAUCAUCCCAAGCUCGAUCCAUGCUCAGGGUGACAGUUUCAGCGAUCUAUGCUUGGAAGCAUCUCUGAGUCACCAGGUCUACCUUCAGACCAGAGCACAAAUGCCCUCAUCAAGUGGAGACUCGAUUGCAAGUCUGCUUGACCGAGGCGCUUUUUCCAGCACGAAUAUCACCUUAAUGCAAGAGGACUCGCCGCUGGACACCGAGAAGCAGGAAUUUCAGUCUAUGUCGAGACUGGCCUUCUGGUUCGGAGUCAUCUCUGACACAACGAGAGCCUUGACGCGUUGCAGGCCAUCAAUCGUGCUCCCUGGGAAUACAGGUGAAUCAAAAGUGUGGUCGACUGUCCGGCAGCGUACACAAUUGUUCGAGCCACAGUUCAAGUCUCUUCGCGCACAGCCAACACCCUUCACUGACGACCAGGUGGUUGCCGUUCUCCAGCACGCAUUCCCGCUCAAAACCUUGGUCUGGGCUGCAAUCACUCGGGUCCAAGAUGCCCUUGUCCACCAACUCUCGGGCAUAUCACUUGCCGAAGCUGUCGACAAUGCCAGAAAGGAGAGCAAUCUUUUUGAACAAACUUUUGGGCAGCUUUUGUGUCUGUGUCAGCGAGAUUUCUUGCUGCUGACUCGCACAACUCAGAUGUAUUGGACACUGUUGAAUAUUCAUUUUCAAGUUGGCAAUCUAAUCUUGGUCGACGCGCUCCCGUCAACAUUCGUCUUCAUUGACCAGAACACCACUCCGUAUGACCUACGACUCUGUGCGUGUCGAAGCAUUAUCAUCGCGCUCAAUCUCGCCUUACAGACUAGAUACUUGGGAACCGAUAACGUCGUGCGCCCUAACAUCCUUCUCCUCGAUCCUUACCCAGACCUCAUGACAAACGCCAUCAUCCGCACCGGCUCUUCCAUUUUCACUCUGUACAACAUGCAAAAAUUGACCACCGAAAGUGCCCUUACCAUGUUUGCGGUCGUCAUUUCUGCACUCGAGGUGCUCGCAGAAAUAUCAUAUACCGCAUCGGCCGCUAUUCCACUCCUUAAGCAGCGGUUUGAGGGGUCUGGCAUCGAUCGAAACGCCAUUUUCAACAACGAUGUGCUUCAUCAGGCCGCGGCUUCGGUGUCGGCUGCUGUCGAUAAGGAUCUGUUCGACGCAGAUGUCCUCCGGCAACUGGAACAGCAGGCCACGGACCAAUCAUGGAUCGAUCGCGUGGUGCAGCAAUCCGAGGAGAGUCCAGCCCCGUUACAACUACCGGAAGAGAUGGAGCCUAUUGAUCUUGAGCUCUUCUCACGAGACUGGACCUUCGACGUAUGA